Molecule: messenger RNA, 1064 nt
Organism: Hydra vulgaris (swiftwater hydra)
Lineage: Eukaryota; Metazoa; Cnidaria; Hydrozoa; Anthoathecata; Hydridae
Source: RefSeq, a predicted model, not a curated record
ACAAAAAAAAAACAAUAAUUGAAAUUUGACCUUAAAGUUUCAUUGUUUUGUUUGCUUUAUGCAAUCCCUCCUAAGCUUUUUUAUAUACAAGUAACGUUUUUAUAACCUCACUGUGAUUCAAGUGUGAUUUUGGUUUGCGGUGACGGUCACAAAACUCUAAAAAAGAAAGAAAUUAAGAUGCUUGGUAGAAUUUUACUAGGAUUGGCUAUGAUUUAUGCGUCGCAAGCAUAUAAUCAAGAUUUAAAUGAAGGAAAUCCUUUAACGGAGAUAUCAGCGUACUUUGAUGAUGCAAAUAAAACAGAUUUUCUGUUUUUAGUGGACGUUAGCCACACUUCAAAAACAUAUUUAGAUCAACUUCUUAAUCUAGCAGUAUCAGCAUCGUCUUGCUUUCAGUUGCUUAAACUGAAUGAUAACAGGAUAGCAGUCAUGGCUUAUUCAAGUAUGAAGACUUCUUUAGUGCAAACAUUUGAUCAGUGCAUCAACAGAACCUGUUUAGAAAAUAUGAAGAAACGUGUUCAGUCACUUGAUGGAGCAACAUUCAAUAAGAGUAUUGACAUACCUUUGGACGAGGGGAGAAAAUACUUAGAAAACGUUAGUAUCGAUAGAAAGAAAGUUAUUUUUCUUCUUUCUUCUGUUUUGGAGAAAAAAGAAAUUAGUCUAUCAAAAAAUAUAAUUGAAAACAUAUUGAAAAAAGAUAUAAAUCUGAUCAUUGUCAGCGUUGGCGAGACGAAUGAGGAAUCUGGAAAAAUACUGAAAACACUAAAUGACGUUGGUAAAAAUGCUGCAAAAAAUACAUUUUUUUAUUCGUUUGUAGCUAACGAUUGGGGAAAUAUAUCUGACACACUGGAUACGGCCAUUUAUUUAUUUUGCUGAAGAAUCACACCGAAAAAAUAUCAAAAAGAAUUUGAUUUUCGACGUUUCAAAAAGCAUCGAUUGAAAGACUGAUUAAAACACAACGCAGUAGUAAUCAAGUUAAAUCCAAAAAUAAGUGCAAACCUCUCAGAAAAAGUUAAACAAUUGCUUUUGUAAAGCAGCAUUAUCUAAUAAAUUUGAAUUUUAUAAAA